AUGCGUCGUUUGAUCAAAGGAGAGCCGCUUCAGCCUAUGAUUCCAUGGUAUAAAGGUUUUACUGGCGAAAUAGUUGGUAGCAACAAUAACGGCAAAUUUGAAUCUCGUGGCAUUAUUAAUGUUAUUGAGAAUGGCACAGUUGAAAUUACUGAACUUCCUGUCAAAACUUGGACACAAACUUACAAAGAGAAAAUUAUUGAACCAAUGUUUGAUGGCUCAGAGAAGAAUAAACCGCAACUACUUCAAGACUACAAAGAAUAUCAUACAGACACUACUGUGCACUUUAUUUGUAGAUUAAAACCAGAUGACAUGGCAAAAGCAGAACAAAAGGGAUUGUACGAUGUGUUCUCGCUUAAAUCAAGUAUUAAUACUUCGAACAUGGUUUUGUUUGAUGCAGCAGGUUGUCUACGUAAAUUUGAAACGCCUGAACAAAUAUGCCAAGAAUUCUUUGACUGUAGAAAGGAAUUGUAUAAGAAGAGGAAAGCAUAUCUUGAAGGAAUGUUGCAAGCACAAAGUAAUCAAUUAAGUGAAAAGGCUCGCUUUAUUAUGAUGAAAAUUAACGGAGAAAUACAUAUCGAAAAUAAAAGAAAAUCAGCAAUUAUUGAACAAUUGCAGAAGCAUAAGUUCAAGCCAGAUCCUGUAAAACAAUGGAAAGAUGAACAAAAACGUAAGGAAUUGGAAAUGUGUGGGGAAGCAAAUCUUACCGAAGAUGAGGAAGAGGACGAGGCUGAAGAAAAUGAAGCUGUCAACGUCGAACUUGAAAAGAAGGUUUCCGACUAUGAUUAUUUAGUUGGAAUGGCUAUUUGGAAAUUAUCUAUGGAAGACAAAGAUAAAUUGCUUGCUGAAAGUGAAGCAAAAAAGAAGGAAUUGAAUAUUUUGAAAGGAAAGGAAUGGUUUGAUUUAUACGAGGAAGACUUGAAAACAUUUUUGGAUGCUUUGGAUGCACAGGAAGAGAAGGAAACUAAAGAAGCAAAUGCUGGAAAAAUCAAACCAAAAAUGAAGGCAGAAAAAGCAAAAAAGCGUCAAGUCAAAGAUGAUAGUGAUUCGGAUUCUGAUUUUAUUGUCAAGAAGAAAGAGAAACGUCGACAAAUAGUCGACGACGACGAUGAACCUGAAGUAGUUGUUAAGAAGAAAGAAAAACGGCGCCAGAUAAUAGAGGAUGACGAUGAUGAUGAUUUUGUUAUUACCAAUAAGAAGAAAAAGCAACCUAACAAAUAA
Molecule: messenger RNA, 1218 nt
Organism: Meloidogyne enterolobii
Lineage: Eukaryota; Metazoa; Nematoda; Chromadorea; Rhabditida; Meloidogynidae
Source: the annotation of a GenBank genome assembly